Bursaphelenchus okinawaensis is the source of this 4146-nucleotide messenger RNA. Lineage: Eukaryota; Metazoa; Nematoda; Chromadorea; Rhabditida; Aphelenchoididae. The record is from the annotation of a GenBank genome assembly.
AUGUUUUGUACAGUUCUGCCGUGUCUGGUACUGCUGGUCUGCUUGGCUUUUGGGGAGGUGUUUAGGUAAGCUUAUAUGGUGUCGAAGAAACAAUAAAUGUGUCACAAAUUUAAAUAAAGGUCUUCAAUGUUAAGUAUUACCUGUAUUUGCCACAAUAAGCUUAUUUUUCAAUUUAGAGUAGAUAAUGGCUUAGUGAACGUCUUCGACAAAGAUGUGAAUCAGUUUCUACAGAUUUGUGGCGACAAUUUGGAUGUGACAGCCUUGAAUUACAUUUGUAAACAAAUACAAGGAAGACGGUAAGCGAUGUAUACGGUAUUUAUGUAAUUCAAGAAUACACAAUCAGUUGAAAAAAAAUUUUCAAAACUGUUUUUUAGUUUAUCAUCAUACAAGAAAGUACCAAACAUUGCGUUACUAAGCAGUAAUCUAACAUGUAGUAACGAUACGUGCACCACAGAUCGUAUAUUGUCAUGUAGUUCUGGAGUUGAAGUAAAAUGUAAUUUGGCUGAUUACUCUGUCUCAUGUCCAGCCGGUUUCCUGAAAGUGGGUCGAUCUAAAUGUCUUGGCGUGGUAACUGAUAUUAACUAUGAUUACGAUGGAGCUGCAGUCGGCUGUGGGAAGUAUCAUAAUAGUACUCUGGCUUCGUUAAGUGACAUAGAUACGAAAACAUUGUACUUGACGCUAAAACAGUUAAAUACGACGUUAAAAGGUAAAUUUAUGAUUAUUAAUUUAUACAUAGCGUUAUGGUGAUAUAGCUUCAAAGAGUUAAUUGAACUUCUUUGCUCUUAUGUACAUAAUUUUGUAAAGUCUUGUCAUUUUUACGAUGUAACUUUGCAGCCGUUCGACCGUUCAUAACCUCAGCUGUCCGAAUUAGAAAAGAUUGGAAAUGGACAGACGGAUGUCUGGUAGAGAAAUCUCCUGAGGGUAUGGGAAGGUGUUUGGCACUCCAGUUGAGUCAGGGUACCGUAGUUCAGAAGGCUAUGGACUGCACGUUGCCUCAGUUUAUAGCCUUAUGCCAGAUUGAUCUGGCUACAGAGUGUUCAUUGCCAGGAGAGUAUCAUGGCACUAUCAGUACGACUGUGUCUGGUAUGUUAAGGGUACUAUUAUAGUUGGUAUAAUUCAUUUUUGUAAAAGUUAUUUUGGAGUUUUAGCAAGAAUAAGAUGUUUGAAGUUGUAGGUAUAUGCUUAUAAUUGUUUGAAUAUUUAGGCUCAGAAUGUAUGAAGUGGAACGACGUCAGAAUCACAAAGAACGGCCUUUUCUCAUCGUCUCAAAAGUUGUGGGACCAUAAUUACUGUAAAAUUGUGAGCGGCAAUGGGGUACGACCAUGGUGUAUGAUAUCAGAUCAGGUGUACGAAGAAUGCAAAGUCGGUGUUUGUAAUGUACCACUUCUAACAGACAACGCGUUUGGUACGGUAAAGUCAAUAUUUGUCUGUAAUUUACAAGAUUUAAAAGAAAGCUUUUGAUUUAGUUUGUUAAAUGAUCGUUGGUAUAACAUAGUUAUUUUUAGCCACUACUGUAGCUACAGUAACCAAGUGCAAUGAGGGCGAACUCCAGUGUGGUCAAUCUGCAGAAUGCGUGGCUUCUGAAUUCAUAUGUGAUUACGACUUGGACUGUUUCAAUGGAUUCGACGAACAAAACUGUCGUAAGUUAACAAAUUAGGUAACAGUGAGUGGUGCAAGUUGUUGGUAUAGUCAACAUUACUAUGAAUUUGUAAAAGUAUUUAUUAAAACUGCACUUUCAGCCGAUUUCUUGAGUACGUUUGAGUUAGUCGGUGAGUUCCGACUGGUCGAUGAUGUAUCAGAGGUGUGGACCAACAUCAGGCAUGUUCAGGGAGUAAGUAUUGUCAUCAUUUAUGUUUUAUUUAAUAUUUAUGUUAACAAUGGCAUUAAACCUAAAAUAAACUUCUCUUUAUUUGAACCUACUACAAUAUAUAAUAUUAUUUAGUGUGCACAACGGUGUAUCCAGAAUCCGGACUGUGAAUCCUUUUCCUAUGACGUUGAGAGAGAAUUCUGUUUUCUCAGUCGAAUCUACAGUAACCCGGCCGUGUUGUUUGAACGAUCGGAUUCGUUUUACUAUCAGCGAAAGUUUACCACCGGUAUGUUGUGUCUUUAUUCAAUUAAAAGUUUUUUAGGUAAUAUUAAGUAGAAUUUGUGUUUUAUUCUUAAAAUUGUUAUGAGUUAAUUUUAGGAUUGUUUUCGUCUUCUCGAAACAUUACUAAUAUGAUUGUCGAGGUAACCAAAGGAACCACUUCUGGAGCAAUUUGUGUAGAUAAUAUAACAGAGACUGAUCAGCUGUGCCGGCAGUUUGGAUUCGGGUAUAAUAUCAUUAUUACUAAAAUAGACAUUGUUCAUUUAGUUUGUAUGUCAUCAUACUCUCUUUAAGUUGAAUUCGAAUGUUGUUUUAACUUUUUGCAAGGAACAAGUCUGUAUUUUAGGCCUUCUCUGAUGUUUCCUCUCAGAUUAACUACACGCCCAUCUAAUAUCUGGUCGGUCGACUGUCUCCGUAAAGAUAAACAAUGUUCUUCUGAAGCUGUCGUAUCUUGUCGUCGCUUCUUGAGGUGUUCUAAUUGUAGCUACACCCAGUUUCCUUGUCAAUUGGAGCCAAAGUGUGUAGAACAACAUCAGGUUUGUGAUGGCAGAGUUGAUUGUGGAGAUGCUAGUGAUGAAAUCGGAUGCCAGAAUGUAAGGUGGAGGCUAAAUGGUGAUGUAGAUGAAGUGAUACCUGAAGGAAGGGUACAAUUGUCGUUCCAAGACAGCUGGACUGACGUGUGUUCAGAUGGACUGACUGAAGACGAUGUCAACAGUUUAUGCAAUAAGUUGGGAAAAGGGUAGGUUAAUAUAAUAUAUUUUUGAGUUAUCUUGUUGUUAUGGUUUUCUGUGUAAUGGUAUUUCUUGCAGUGCGUAUGGUAGAGUUCUUCCAAUAUACGAUCAAACUCCUACAGCGACAACUUGGAUGGUAAAGUGUAUUAAUGGUGAUUGUAAACCUUUAAAAGUGCGCAGUUGUGGUAAUGGUAUUUUGAACUUGCGAUGUGAAACAGACGAAAGUUGUGAGUAAUAAAUUGUUUAUAUUUUCACUAUGGCUUGCUUACUACUGUAACAUAAUAUAUCAUUUGAGUAACAUGAAAGCCUUUAGUAUCCUGUGGUCGUCGCUUCUUCAAAGCUCGUACGAAGCGUGUAGUGGGUGGAUUCGACGCCACGAUGGGAGCGUAUCCAUGGACGGCGGCGUUGAGGUUCAAUUACGGUGAUCUACAUCAUUGUGGCGCUGUGAUAAUUGCUGAUAGAUUCGUGUUAAGUGCUGCUCAUUGCUUCGAAACCAACAAGGACCCGAAAGACUUUACCGUGGUUACUGGGGAUUGGAACAACAGAAUCAAAGAAGGCACAGAACAAGUGCUACAGGUGGAGAAGAUCAACUUCUUUCCUAAUUAUGAAGGUGAGCGUGUAGGAUGGGACAGGCAUGUUGAGGUAGCUAAACGUGAUAAAGUUGUUUUUAUGAAUAUCUUAUUGUACCUUAUUAGUAUCCUUGCAGAUCUAUUUCAACACGAUAUUGUGAUUCUGAAGACCAAAUCUAGGAUAAAAUUCGAUCAAUUCUCUCAGCCCAUCUGUCUUCCACCUCGAGGCUAUCGCUAUGUAGCGGGUCAAGUGUGUGUAGCUACAGGAUGGGGUAGCAAUGGCACUGGUAAGUAAACCGUUAUACAAUACUAAAUUUACACAAAAAAUUAUGUUUACAAAAACGUUGGGGCGCAAUUUGGGUGAUUGUUUUAUACGAUGAAACAGUAUAUUAUUCUUGACUUUUGAUAAAAAUUAAUAUAGUAACUUAGUUUUACUAUAAAAAAUAAUGUUUUAGCAUACUCGGACAAGAUGAAGGCCGCAGCUAUGCCAAUCCUGGACCGAGAAGAAUGUCGCAACGCUUCGAAGAUCUACUCGGCUGUCAGUAAGACCUCGUUCUGUGCCGGCUACCUAAGUGGAGGCAUAGAUUCUUGCCAAGGGGAUUCUGGAGGACCUUUUGCUUGCCAAUACGAUGGUGUCUUCUACCUUGGAGGUAUAAUAAGUUGGGGGGAAGGGUGUGCUCAACAGAAACACCCAGGUAUAUACACCAUGAUCACGCCAUACCUAUCGUGGAUAGAGAACGUCACUUCGGUGGCAUUUUAG